Molecule: messenger RNA, 4593 nt
Organism: Saccostrea cuccullata (small rock oyster)
Lineage: Eukaryota; Metazoa; Mollusca; Bivalvia; Ostreida; Ostreidae
Product: diacylglycerol lipase-alpha-like
Exons: 19
Coding region: 157-3483 (1108 amino acids)
Biological process (GO): arachidonate metabolic process; diacylglycerol catabolic process
Cellular component (GO): postsynaptic membrane; cytoplasm; dendrite membrane
Molecular function (GO): lipoprotein lipase activity
Source: RefSeq, a predicted model, not a curated record
CCUCACUGAACAAACAUCGUCUGUUGAAUGGCUGUAAGAAAAUCACGGUGGAUGAAGCGCGGAGACCUACUUUCAUUAUGUCGAAGUGUUACAGCUUAAAUUUCUUCUGUGGAAUUUACGGACGAUGCAAGUGAUUAAUUUUGUGCAGGAUUUAAGAUGCCGGGCAUUGUUGUAUUCAAAAGGAGAUGGUCAGCGGGUUCUGAUGAUUUUGUGCUCCCAGCCUUGUUGUUGAUGAUACUGCAUGGAAUAUGGCUAACCAUUCUGUGUAUUACAAUGGGGGUGACUGCAUCAGAGUAUGAUGACUCGUGUUUCGUGGGUGGCGUGUCGCUGCUGUCAUUUGACCUUGGCUACGUAGUCUCCUUGGCAGCAGGAUUAAUUUUAGAAAUAGUCCUUUUCUUGGUCAGCUUAAGAGGGACUAUCCUGGAGACAGAACCUCGAGUUAGCGUCCAGUACAUCCUGUACACAAGACUGGGAAUUUUACUAUUUGAGCUGGCCUGGCAGGUAGUUGGUGUGGUCUGGUUAGCUAAACACUACAUGAGUUGCCCUUCCGAAACACCAAAGAAAGUGACAUUAGCUAUGAAUAUCUGUAACUGGCUUAUCCUGCUGGUGAUUGGGAUCAGUGUUUGGUGUACCUACGACCACGCGGGGGGUAAGUGGGUGAAGAUGAAGCGAUUCCAGGAAAGUUUGAAAGAGAGGCAGACACGCAACAAACGACCAAGUGGCAGGAGAAAUUGGAGGCAAAGCAAAAUGGGACUUUUUGAGAUAUUAGUUCCAUUCUUUUUGUUGGUGCAACCUCUACCAAGAAGGCGUAGUAUCCUUCGAUUGUUUUCAGCCUAUCUCAAAUCCCACAGGAAGACUAUAAGGGCCUAUGAAGAAAGCUGGGACCGACGCUUCAACCUCUUGUGUUGCUGUGUGGAAAGAAAAAAUAACAAUAGGAACACCAUUGCGGAGAUAGCCAAGUUGUUUACCGAGUUUUUCCGAGAUUUGGAUGUCGUGCCAUCUGAUGUUAUUGCGGGGUUUGUCUUGUUACGGCACUACCAAAGUCUACGGAGGAGACAUGUUGUGUCUCAGGAAAAUAACGUUAUAUGUGAUCACCUGUCUGGGACCCCUAUCACACCUACCACGUCCUUCUUACAACUGAGUCAACCGAAUGAGUUAGCGGAGUACCAGAAGGUGAUCCAUUACAUGCGCCUAGCUCUAGCAGCCUACGGCUGGCCUGCCGUGGUUAUGAUGAAGACGGACGCCAACUGUUGCGGACUUCUUCCCAAGCUCAGGUGUUGCUGUUGUGUAAACAAGCCUUUAUUGGAGUAUGUACAGGAUAACUGUUGUCAGUGUAACUUUGUAGCCUUGUUAAAACUCAGCCAGCUAAGGGAGUGUGACAUCGUGUAUGCCACAUAUCAUGUUGAUGUAGGAGAAACGCCGUUUUAUGUCGCCAUAGAUCAUAAAUACAAGACGGUGGUAAUUUGUGUCCGGGGAACUACUUCACUACAGGACGUAUUGACUGAUUUGAAAGCUGAUGCAGAGAUUCUUCCGUUGAAUCCGCCAAUUGAGGCCUGGGUAGGCCACAAGGGUAUGGUACAAGCAGCUGUUUAUAUAAAAGACAGAUUAAAGGAUGACAAUCUUUUGUCCAAAGCUUUCAGCAAGGAAGAUGUGGAUGAAACAUACGAGCUGGUGUUAGUGGGACAUUCCCUCGGGGCGGGGACGGCCGCUAUUCUAGCUAUUCUUCUGAGACAGGAGUUCCCCAAUUUACAUUGUUACGCCUUCUCUCCUCCUGGUGGACUUUUAAGCGAGGCUUGUGUGGAGGAAACAAAAUCUUUCAUUACUUCUGUAGUUGUUGGUAAAGAUGUUGUACCACGGAUUGGUUUGUCUCAGUUAGAGGUUUUGAGAGCUGAUUUGAUAAACGUUAUCAAAAACAGCAAAGAACCUAAGUGGAAGAUUAUUGCUCGAGGAGUGUGUUGUGGGAAUGCCGAGGCCCGCAAGAUGAAUUUGGAUGAAGUUCGGGUAGAAAUGGAGCGAGACAUUAGGGCUCACCCCUCUGAUGAGGACAUAGCUCUGUCUGCCCACACCCCAUUGUAUCCCCCGGGGAAAAUCAUACAUAUCGUCAGAAGUCAUCCAUCAGGAAAGCGGAAGUCGUUGUUCCGCUGUUGUCAGCCCCAUCAACCUGUGUAUCAGGCUAUCUGGGCCAGUAAUCAUGACUUUGAUGAGGUACUUGUCUCUCCAUCCAUGAUAAAUGACCACAUGCCUGAUUACGUACUAGAGGCGUUAGAAAAGGUGUUAGUAAAUGUUGCUCCUCCAAAACCAGAGAGGAUUUUGUCAGAGGAAGAAAGGCAAGCAUUUUUAGAUGCUAGAUCGCCAUCAGGAAAUACAUUAAAAGCUGAAACGAAAGAAGAACAAAACGUUAAUACGGAGGUAGAAACCCUACCUAGGUACCUCUAUGAGAAGACAGAGGAGGAACCCGUCAUAUCUGUAGGUCCAGAUGGACAACUUGUUGUGUAUAACUCCUCGAAAAAACCCAAGUUAUUAAUGGAUUUAAACAGCGAUGAACCUGUGGAAGCGCCACUAGCUAGUCCCGACACUUUGUCAGAGAGGUCUAGUAUGUUAAACUCUCUGAGUCAGACUAGUGAAUUAGACAAAGGAAAGGAGAAUUGUAGAAUGACCCUGCAAAGUCCCCCUACUCUUGAAACAAUUAAGCAGUCUCCUGAGUUAAAAAAGCACGAGUUUGUGAACCAAGUUAGCUCUUGUUGCGAAUCUCAGUGUAAACAGUGUAAUGGUCAUGUUGUAAAAACUUGUGCUGUUGUAGAAUCGAAUCCGCUUUUAAUCAAAGAAUGCUUAGACGAAAAUUUGGAAAGUGUAUCUUCCCUUCCAAAGAUAAACGAAAAAAAUAAUCCAGCUCUGUUACCUUUGAGAAGCUCAGAACGCCAUUCUCCAGAAGAUACAUUACAAGCAGAAUACGAAGAUCCAAAUUAUUACUACACUGCUGCAGGAAUUGGAUAUCCACACGGUUUAGGUGCUUACCAUCCCCCUUUAGUAGUGACCAAUUUAACCAGUAGUGAUGGUGGUUUAGCUGAUACUCCUUUGAAAUCCAAAAACGAUGUUGGAUGUGUAAACUCCCCAAUGCAUCGCAUAAAAUCCACUUCUCAGUAUCAGGAAGUCAUGGAUAGUUCUGAAGAAACCUUAAAAUCCUCUCAGUCGGAAUCUCAUUUACAAACUCUUUCUGAAAAAUACAGAAUGAAACGCUCUCAAGAGCAGGGUGACAUUGCUCAUUUACAAGACAGUGCAAAGGUCUACCAUUCCUCUAACAUGCUGCCUAUUCGGGAAUCGCUUGAUUCUAUCGGAGAAGACGAGGACUCGCGGCUUUUGCGCGCCACUUCAACUGAAGGAAUAAGUGUUUUUACGUCCCCAUCCACUGAUUCGGAAAAACCGUUGUCUUCUGCGCAGUCUGAUGACGUUUUUGAUCUUCCAUUGGAAGAAAGUGAUGUUUGAUUUUAUCCAAUAUUAUUUUCUAUUUUUUUUAAUUUUGUUAUCACCUUUGACACGAGUUGGUUACUAUUUUGAAGGUUGAAAAUUUCAAUAUGAGUUGUGAAGAAGUCGCAAAAAUUAUGUACUUAAAAAGAAAUUGUUAAAUGGUUUAUUCUCCUUCUGAAUUACAUCCAAAAUGAUUUUUUUAAAGUAGAAAAAGUAGAGGUAAAAUCACACAACUGUAUGUACAAUGUACAUGUACAAUAGAAGAAAUUUAAAAGUUAACAUUUAGAUCAUGAUUGCAAAAAUAACCCAUGCUAAGGGACGAUUAAUUUUACUUAAAAGACAAAGGUCAUGGCAAAGAAUUGAAGUAAAUGUCGACUCUGGACAUCUCAUCUGUUGAUAUCAGAUUAAUCCAGUAUCACUAGUAUAUAAAAAUGACGUCAAGACAGAUAUGGUUUUAUUUCUAAGUUUAAUUUAAUGCAUUAAUGAUAUAUUUUGUUUAUUUCAAUGUUUUUGAAUUUAAAUUUCGUAAUAUGCAGGAAUGUAACUGUAUAGAACUGAAGUAUAAAAUCAUUAUGGAUGUUAGAUAUUUUCAUUGAUACUUAAUUUUAACAGUGAACGAUUUAAAUGACGGUGCAUGUACUUAAAAAGAAGUUUAAUAACAAGACAGUAUUAAUUGCAAUAGAGGAUUAAGUUAUGAUUAUUUCUGGCAAUAAGAAUAAGAAAUUGUUUUUACCACAAACUAUCACACUAGAUGUGUCGUUGAUAUUUAUAAUGACGGAGUUUUUUCUUCAACGAGUUAUUUCAUUGUAAGAAUGUGAGUACUUAUUUACAAGUAUUUUAUUUAGGUGCCAUUGACAACGUUAUCUAUGAGAAGUGUGCAAUAUAAUAUUUUGAUAUUUCAUGUCAUUUGUAUUGAUGUUUUUUUUUUAAAUUGUAGUUUUUUUUCGUGUCAAGAGAUUUUUCCCUCUCUCUCCACAUUUUUGUUUUUGAACUCAUGCUAUUUGUUAUUAUAUUUCUUUUUUUAGUUUUUUUUUCUUCAUUAUCUUCCAAUGCUUUAAUUAAAGAGAAUCUAAAAUGUUUCGUGUUUUGUUCUUGUAAAAAAAUCAUGAUAAUAAUAGUAAAUAAAAU